UCGUCGCAUUCUUUUGACGUCAUCCCAACCACCGUCGCACACCAGCGAUCUGAAGUUCGCCACACGUGUGGUUGUUGUAAACUUUCGGCAAUGGCUGGCUCGUUUUCACAACAGCUCGAGGAAUUAUUAAAUCCUUUGCCAAAAUUUGCAGAUCCAGAGGAUGACGGCGAUGAGGCGACCAAAGCCAAAGUGACAGAAAGGUUAGAUGAGGACGACGAUGAAGAUGGGGUCGGUUUCAGUGCUCUGCGGAAGCACAACACAUCACUGCUUUCUGACACUGACAGACGGUAUGUGGGGAAGGCAGUGUCCCGUAAACAACUGUUGAUGGAUAUUGAAGGAUCUGAUGAUGAUGAUGACGGCGAGGAGGUUGAGGAGGAGGAUGAGGAAGAAGAAGAAGAAGAAGAAGAAGGUAGUAUAGAAGAAGGUGGUGAAGAUGAGGAAGACGAUUCUAUGGAGGAUGAAGAUGACGACGAGGAGGAGGAGUUAGUGGACAGUGAUUCACACCCAAAUGCUAAAAUGUCCUCUAAGAUGGAUUCAGACAUCACAUUUCCUAAAGGAGUGGAUUUCCACAAACUAACAGAGGGCAUGGACGAACUGGGAGUCAGUGAAGAUGAUGAUGAUGGCAGCGAUGAGGAGUCUGAAGGUAGCAUUGAAGAUGGAGGUUCUGGUGAUGAUGAUGACGACGACGAAGAUGAUGAUGAUGAUGAUGAUGAUGAGAUGGAAGAAGGACCUGUCCGCACAUUUUCCCGCGAUAAAGUGGACGAGGAGGUUGAGAAAGGCAAGGCUGUGAAGAACCAGCUGGCUCUGUGGGACCAUCUGCUCGAGGGGCGAAUCAAAAUCCAGAAAGCUCUGGCGACUUCCAACCAGCUCCCACAGCCUCAGACUUUGCCAGAGUUCAAGAGGCUGGGUGGAACUGAGCUCACAGGGGCGAUGAAGAACACCCACAAAGCUUUGAAGGCUCUUCAGAGGUCCCUGCUGGAGCUGCACGACCAUCUGCUGUACCAAAAUACGGACACUAGGACCAUCGCUGUGGGGAAGAGGGCAGAUCAGAGCGAAGACGAGGAGAUCGACAGUGAUGAGAACAAAGAAAGCCCAGUGCGGGAGUCUGGAGUGCCCAAACGAAAACUGGAGAUGUCAGAAUAUCCCGACUUCAUGGCUAAGCGUUUCGCAGCUUUCCAGCCAUACAGCAAUGCCACGCUGCAGAAGUGGCACGACAAAACUAGGCUGACUAUGGGCAAAAGUAACAAAGGUUUCGGUGCAUUUGAAAGGAAUAUUCUGACCCAGGUUGAGCAGGUGCUGAUGGACAAUGAAAGGCUCGUGCGGCGGACACAAACCAAGCGCUCUGAGUACAGAGUACUUGGCAAAAAAGAAGCCUCUGCAGUCAUGUCUGACAACAACAUCACAGAGGGAGAAGUGGUAGACCAACCGCUGAAGGCCAACACACAUCUGAAAGAUCUGGAUGAGGACAUAUUUGAUGACGACGACUUCUACCACCAGCUACUGAGGGAGCUGAUUGAGCGCAAGACGAGUGCAGCAGACCCCAAUGAUCAGGUGGCUAUGGGCAGGCAGUGGUUGGCCAUCCAGAAACUGCGUAGCAAGAUCAAGAAGAAGGUGGACACAAAAGCCAGCAAGGGGCGCAAAGUGCGAUUCCACAUCCACAGUAAGCUAGUGAAUUUCAUGGCUCCUAUUGACCACAGCUCAAUGAGCGAUGAGGCACGUAGCGAACUGUAUCGCAGCCUCUUUGGCCAGAACGCCUCAGCCAGGGAGUGAUGUUAAAAAAGAAGCAACAGAGUGUAAAAUAAGCUUCUCUGCCUAUCUGGGAAUGAUGCCAAACAGCAGCUGAAUCAGAACAGACUGAUCCUGCUCACCAUCAGCAGAAACCCUUGAGCCCAGUCGGGUAGUUAUGGUGCACUGACUGGAUGGAAAUUAAAUGGACUCAGACAGCACAUCGAGUUCUUUAAGUUUAUAUUUCAUUAUGUUUUUUUUGUUUUGCUUAGUGACCAGUUUUAAAAAAGAAAUGUUUCAAACUAAACAAAAAUGUGAUUUAUAAGUGGACUUGAAGUAAAAUAAUGUAUGUCUUUUUUUUUUCUCCAAUGGUUCAAGUAAAGUGAUUUACAGCCAA
Mugil cephalus (flathead mullet) is the source of this 2122-nucleotide messenger RNA. RefSeq names its product apoptosis antagonizing transcription factor (gene aatf). NCBI's taxonomy places the organism in Eukaryota, Metazoa, Chordata, Actinopteri, Mugiliformes, Mugilidae. The record is from RefSeq and is a predicted model, not a curated record. Gene Ontology annotation, cellular component: nucleus; nucleolus. The coding region runs from base 91 to 1770 and encodes 559 amino acids. Gene Ontology annotation, biological process: regulation of transcription by RNA polymerase II. The transcript has a single exon.